CCCUUAAUUCACAUAAGAAACAAAGACCGAGAGAAAUUGGAGAUCAAAGUUAUGGAGAAUGAGAGAGAAAAGCUGAUCUAUUUGGCUAAGCUCGCCUGCCUAACUGGAAGAUACGAUGAUAUGAUGAAAUCAAUGAGAAAAGUAUGUGAGCAUGAUAUAGAGCUAAGUGAAGAGGAAAGAGACCUACUAACAACUGGGUACAAGAAUGUCAUGGAGACUAAGAGAGCUUCAUUGAGAGUGAUAUCAUCCAUUGAAAAAAUGGAAGACUCGAAAGGAAACGACCAAAAUGUGAAAUUGAUAAAAGGACAACAAGAAAUGGUUAAAUAUGAGUUAUUCAAUGUUUGUAAUGACAUUUUGUCUCUCAUUGAUUCUCAUCUCAUACCAUCAACUACUAAUGUCGAAUUAACUGUCCUUUUUAACAGAAUGAAAGGAGAUUAUUUUCGAUAUAUGGCAGAGUUUGGUUCUGAUGCUGAACGUAAAGAAAAUGCGGAUAAUUCUCUGGAAGCAUAUAAGGUUGCAAUGGAAAUGGCAGAGAAUAGUUUAGCACCCACCAAUAUGGUUAGACUUGGAUUGGCUUUAAACUUCUCGAUAUUCAAUUAUGAGAUCCUUAAAUCUAUUGAAAGCGCAUGUAAAUUGGUUAAGAAAGCUUACGAUGAAGCAAUCGCUGAACUCGAUGGCCUUGACAAGAAAACAUGUUUCUUUAGCUUGUCUCAAGCAAUAGAACGAACUUACAAAUCCGGUUUCAAAAGAUCCGGUCUACGACCCGUAACCAUCGAUUUGAAAGAUGGAACCGUAGUCAACUUUUGGGUAUCCAAAACCCAACCCGAGUCCAAACCCAAACCUAAUCUCCUCCUCAUCCACGGCCUCGGAGCUACUGCCAUCUGGCAAUGGUACGACGUAGCUCGACGUCUCUCUCGUCAUUUCAACCUCUUCAUCCCCGACCUCGUCUUCUUCGGCGGAUCCUCCACGACCCGACCCGAAAGAUCCGAUAUCUUUCAGGCCCAAACACUCAUGCGGGCCUUAGAAGCCCAGUCCGUGAAAAAAUUCAGUCUCGUCGGUCUUAGCUACGGUGGAUUCGUGGGUUAUCGGAUGGCGGCGAUGUACGCAGACGCCGUGGAGAGAGUUGUGAUAUGCUGCGCCGCCGUCUGCGUGGAGGAGAAAGAUAUGAAAGCUGGCGUUUUCAAGGUGUCGGAUCUUGAUGAAGCUUCGAAGAUUCUUGUACCGGAAUCUGUGAAAAAGCUCCGGGAACUUAUGGGUUACAUAUUUUACAAGCCGGCGUUGGCGAGACUGGUUCCUACUUGUCUUCUCCAUGAUUUCAUCGAACAUGCUUUGACAAGAGAUAAUAUGGAAGAGAAGAGAGAACUGAUCAAAGCCAUACCAAAAGACAGAAUAAUCUCAGAGAUUCCAAAGCUCACACAGCCUACAUUGAUAAUAUGGGGAGAGCAUGAUCAAGUGUUCCCAUUGGAGAUGGGCAAGAGACUUAAGAAACAUUUAGGAGACAAUGGGAAACUCGUUAUCAUCAAGAGAACCGGUCAUAUCUUUAAUUUCGAGAGACCCAAAACGUUUCUUAAACAUCUCAAAUCUUUUCUCUUGGAGACUAACCCACUGCAGAUUCCUAUCUCUAAUGGCAGUGUUUGAUUCUUAUUAGUCUCAAGUUUUGAGUUUCUUCUCAUGUAUCCUCGAAACUUUAUUAACAUAUAUCAAUUCACGUUUCAACUUCGUUAAUUAUUUGUAUUAAAAUGCUAAAAAUUUC
Arabidopsis arenosa is the source of this 1753-nucleotide messenger RNA. The record is from the annotation of a GenBank genome assembly. NCBI's taxonomy places the organism in Eukaryota, Viridiplantae, Streptophyta, Magnoliopsida, Brassicales, Brassicaceae.